Molecule: messenger RNA, 678 nt
Organism: Erinaceus europaeus (western European hedgehog)
Lineage: Eukaryota; Metazoa; Chordata; Mammalia; Eulipotyphla; Erinaceidae
Gene: NDUFB9
Product: NADH:ubiquinone oxidoreductase subunit B9
Exons: 4
Coding region: 58-597 (179 amino acids)
Biological process (GO): mitochondrial electron transport, NADH to ubiquinone
Source: RefSeq, a predicted model, not a curated record
CCCCUGCCUUCCGGUUUCCCAGGAGCCCUCGCGGCAGCUGAAGGUGAAUCGGCUGUCAUGGCGUUCUUGGCUCCGGGGGCCUACCUGACCCACCAGCAAAAGGUGUUGCGGCUUUAUAAGCGGGCGCUGCGCCACUUGGAGUCGUGGUGUGUUUACAGGGAUAAGUAUCGGUAUUUUGCUUGUUUGAUGAGAGCCCGAUUUGAUGAACACAAGAAUGAAAAGGAUAUGGUGAAAGCCACUCGUCUGUUGAGGGAGGCAGAGGAAGAAUUCUGGCAAUGCCAGCAUCCUCAACCAUACAUCUUCCCUGACUCUCCUGGGGGUACCUCUUACGAGCGAUACGAGUGUUAUAAGGUUCCUAAUUGGUGCCUAGAUGACUGGCAUCCUUCUGAGAAAGCAAUGUAUCCCGAUUACUUUGCCAAGAGAGAGCAGUGGAAAAAGCUGCAGAGGGAAAGCUGGGAAAGAGAAAUUAAGCAGCUGCAGGAGGAAACUCCACCUGGUGGUCCCACAACUGAAGCUUUGCCCCCUGCCAGAAAGGAAGGUGAUUUGCCUCCACUGUGGUGGCAUAUUGUAACCAGGCCCCGGGAGCGCCCUAUGUAGACAAAGAGACACCACCAGUGAUGAUAGUAGGUGAAAUGUUACAGGACAUACACUUACCCUAAUAAAAAUAACUCAACAAGG